This is a messenger RNA of Mitosporidium daphniae, 402 nucleotides long. RefSeq lists its product as uncharacterized. Bases 1 to 402 code for a protein of 133 amino acids. The record is from RefSeq and is a predicted model, not a curated record. NCBI's taxonomy places the organism in Eukaryota, Fungi, Microsporidia. The transcript is spliced from 3 exons.
AUGCAAAAGGCUUUGGAGGAUGAGAUAAACCCCACUUUCGAAUCUAUUAAAAGAUUUCACAAACAGCAGGACGAUCUUUUCCGAAAAUUUACUCAAUUUCAACACGACUUGAUCGGCCUUUGCGAAAAGCAAAUUGCGGAUUGCGACAAGGUCUGUGAUCGACGUUCUUAUGAUUACUCGUAUCUUUCGCUGAACAAGGCCGAAAAUUCGACUGGAGAGCCCUCUGUCAAAAUGGAAAAGGAUCUCGCCUACGACUCGCAACUUAAGAAAAUAAAUUAUGUCUUGGGAAAUUCGGCAGCAAAUGCAUCGCUCCAGUUCUUGGUGAAGACGUAUCUGCCUGAGAUUGAAGAGGUUCGUUUUAAUCCAUCUGAUAGCAGUGGAUCUCGGAGGGCAUCGACGUAA